Saccoglossus kowalevskii is the source of this 2144-nucleotide messenger RNA. RefSeq names its product exostosin-2-like. Gene Ontology annotation, molecular function: glycosyltransferase activity. Gene Ontology annotation, cellular component: membrane. Lineage: Eukaryota; Metazoa; Hemichordata; Enteropneusta; Harrimaniidae. The record is from RefSeq and is a predicted model, not a curated record.
ACAGAUCAAUGACAUCUCACCCAUGGAGUCAAUAUGUCAUGGAUUGAGACAAUUUGCAUAUCCACAGAUAUUACAGGAGGCUACAUUUUGUAUUGUGUUACGUGGUGCUAGACUGGGUCAGACUGCAUUGAGUGAUGCUUUGAAGGCUGGCUGUAUUCCUGUUGUACUGAGUGAUACCUAUGUACUGCCAUUCUCACAAGUGUUAGAUUGGAAAAGAGCAGCUAUACGAUUAAAUGAAGAAGAUUUAGACCAGGUAGCUAGUGUCUUAAGAAGUAUAUCUCCAACCAGAAUUAACUCUCUACGUAAACAAGUCACAUUCUUCUGGAACACUUAUUUCAAGUCCAUGAAAAACAUUGCCAUGACAACCCUGAAAAUUAUUAAUGAUAGAGUGUUUCCAUAUGCUGCUACCCCCUAUGAAGAUUGGAAUGACCCACCACCAAAAAUUGGUGUUACCAGUCCACUAUUUUUACCAUUAAUACCACCAAGAACGCAAGGCUUUACUGCUGUUAUACUGACCUAUGAUAGAGUGGAAAGUCUAUUUACAGUCAUCAUGGAAAUUAGUAAAACACCUAGUCUCUCUAAAGUACUUGUUGUAUGGAACAACCAACUUAAACCUCCCCCAUCAGCUCCAGAAUGGCCAAAAAUAAAUAAACCACUGAAGGUAGUACAGACAAAAGAAAACAAACUAAGUAAUCGAUUCUAUCCCUAUGAUGAGAUUGAAACAGAAGCUGUGUUAGCAAUCGAUGAUGAUAUCGUUAUGUUGACAGCAGAUGAACUUGAGUUUGGAUUUGAGGUUUGGAGAGAAUUCCCGGAUAGAUUGGUUGGUUAUCCAGGAAGAGUUCAUCUAUGGGAUGAUGAGACUGGUAAAUGGAAAUAUGAAUCCGAGUGGACCAACGAUAUAUCUAUGGUUUUAACCGGUGCAUCAUUUUAUCAUAAGUAUUUUAAUCAUCUAUACACCAAUGCUAUGCCUGGUAAUAUCAAGUCAUGGGUGGACGAUCACAUGAAUUGUGAAGACAUCGCUAUGAACUUUGUAGUCGCUAACCAUACCGGUAAACCGCCAAUUAAAGUCACACCAAGAAAAAAAUUCAAAUGUCCAGAAUGUACCGGUGAUCAGGUGAUAUCUGCUGAUCAAUCACAUAUGGUGGAAAGGUCAGAGUGCAUCACAAAGUUUUCUGAAAUCUACCAGACAAUGCCGCUGAAAACUGUGGAAUUCCGGGCUGAUCCGGUGCUGUAUAAGGAUCCAUUCCCAGAAGAGCUGAAGCGAUUCAAAGAUAUUGGAAGUCUUUAAAUAUCUUGUGAUUCUUUAUGAUUAUAGAACUGUGCUAAAAAAUGUAAAUUUAUUUAUUCAUAUCUGUCUACCCCAUUCAGAAUAGACUAUUUCUAAUGGUAUAGCCAUCUACCCCAUUCAGAAUAGACUAUUCCUAAUGGUAUAGCAAUCUACCCCAUUUAAAAUGGACUAUUCUCAAUGGAUGAAACCUAUCAUUGAAUGAUUAUGGUUCCUACUACUCUGUCCUGAAGGCAAUUUUUUAACCUGACAUUUUAUUGUACAAACAGUGGCUUAUAUUGAGACGUGUCUUUCGAGACAAACUAAUAAUCAUUGUUUUUAUCACUACACUGUACGCAUGUUAGCCAAUAUUUGCAUAUAAGUAUACUUGAUUAUUAGACGUGUGCUUCUAAUAGAGAAAAUACUGUGUUUACAUAAUGCAGUAUAAUUUGUACAUAAGCUGCCACUUAUUUUGAGUGAUUGUGACCAUAUUUUAUUUACAACAUACGUGUAUACUUUCCCAUAGUGAAUUCACUUUGCUUUGGAAGCUGUAUUGUCAUCGGAUUAGUGUCAAUGUAUUAAUUAUCCACUGGGUUUUAAUUUCGCUAUUUACACUGAUAAGUAAAAUUUGCUAAAUUGAAUCCACACGAAAAUAUAACAUAUAUAACCCCUUGUUUUCACUUGCAAUUUUGAAAACUUAAAAUUGAAUAUGCCCAAAAUAAUUAAAAUUAAAUGCCAGUAAAAAUAUAUUUUACCCAAUGCUAUUGUAUACUAGUGUUUAUCUAACUAUUUUAUACUAGUCUGGCACAACAGAUGUUCUGUUACAGACAUUGUGGAACAUAAAUACCAUCUUUUCAUUAGCUAAUUUACAGUUGAGAAC